Messenger RNA from Aureococcus anophagefferens, 1909 nucleotides. RefSeq lists its product as hypothetical. Gene Ontology annotation, molecular function: methyltransferase activity. The transcript has 7 exons. The annotation marks the transcript as partial. The record is from RefSeq and is a predicted model, not a curated record. Lineage: Eukaryota; Pelagophyceae; Pelagomonadales; Pelagomonadaceae.
GCAAACUAAUGGGUUGAGAACCAUCAAGUGUGUAGAUCCUUCACAAUUCACUAGAUUCGUGGACUCUGCUACAGGGGGAGAAAUCCCCAAAGAAGCCAUUUACGACCCGGAUAAGCUGCUAAAAUACUGCACCCCUCUAUCCAAGAAACAACGCCGUAGCAUCAACAACUACUGCGGGACCUUCCUAUCAAUGCACUCCACAUCAUUACUAAACCCGCAGGAGUUUAACCUCUGCGGCGAUGGUCCCAGCGACCCCAACUUAGGUUUUUACGAUAUUCGUGUCGUGAACAAAGACCUUGAAAACAAGACACUUGUUUUCCCAGCUUAUGAUCUAUUAGUCUAUACUGCCCCAUGCUACAGAAAUACGCCACUGAGACUGGAAAAUGACUUACCUGUCCCUACAAGUGCCGCUGUCUUUGUUGAGGAGCAACGCAAAUUUGUCAAGCUAACUAGCCCGAACCAUGUUCUAAAUGAACAUGUUCCUACACGUCCCGAGUGUCAUGACGAACACGACAGUCUAAUGGAAUUCUUCUCUAGCGCAGGAUACAACACAGCAACCAACAUGUUGGAUGCAUGCAAUGUCGGCGACCGGACCUCCAGGUUCCGGUGGUUCUGCCUGGCCAGUAAGAAAACAAUUACGUCUUUUGAUACAGUUGAGAAGAUUGGCAUCAACAAGGCAAAGCUCCGAGGCAUCCCCGGCUACUACCUUUACCCAGCGAAUUAUCAUCCCCUAUAUGCUAAAAAUCUCAAGAGUACGUCUACAUCAGUAAUUAUGCUUCAAGUGAAUGGAAAACCGAACAAGCUAUUUAGUAAAUCACUCAUUCAGACCUCUCAGGGAGAAGGGGUAGACACCACUCGAUCAGACCCUAGGAAGACAUCUCAACCCCUUGCUCGCACCCAGAUUGUCGACAGUCAUGAAACUUCGGCAUCAGCCCCUACCAAUCCUGUUCAGGAACCUGAACCUCCACCAACUCGCGAGAGUCCUCCUUCUCACCCAAUUGGGAGUCCCAGUCAACAUCGUCCCUUCCAAAAGAAGUUAACGUUCCAGGACGUGACUCCUCCGAGAAUUAGACACACUCCUUUCUCUACUCCUGUGACAGAAGAGAUAUCAGAAUCACAGAGAAUGUCGCCACCAUCUGGGUCCGACUUCCUCGAGUCUGCUGAAAAGAGAUUAACUCGCAUGUUUAACUUUUAUCGGAUCAGGAACUCGGAGUCCCCCUUUGUUGAGACUCCAAAGUCUCCAGAAUCUACUGAGACCAUCUUUUCUCCUGGGUCUCCGCAACCGGAAUCAGUCCCUGCUGGCUAUAGGCAUCCAAAGCAUGGCGAUUACAUCAACCUCAGAAACAGAGAGGGCGGAUGGAACACGAAACUGAAAGUGAUACGCGGGAAACCACACAAGAUGUUCUCAGAGACUACUCCAGGCCUCGAAGUUGAUCCCAAAAAUAUCUCAGUAGUAGAGUGGGAAGAAGGAGUAAAACGUGCUGUUGAUGCUGUGUACAUCUGGGACUACUGGAAUGCCUCAAGCGGUCAAUUGCCUGACAAUUAUUGUAAAAGUUUUGAGUACAAUCUCUGUGGCGAUGGUCCUGUAAACACAGACGUCCUCAAACACCAUGGCUCUGACAACUCUUCCCCGUCCUCUCGUGCUAAGUUGAAUGUUGCUAAAUUGCUUUACAAGCAGGGAAUGGCAAAAAGAGCUACCAGGCUGGUGCAGGAUCACCACCGCCGUGGACUGUCACCACCUGUUCCUUCCUGUCAGACUAUGGUUGAUGUAGACCCCUCGUUUGCAACACCUAACGCCCCAUCUGCAGACUGGUCGCGCCUGUCUCGUGUGGUAGAAUUGCUCUGGAACAAAAAUGCUCUACAUGGAUCUUCAUUAUUGGCUUACGAUCCAGGGGGAGUAGAGAGAUAG